Lagopus leucura (white-tailed ptarmigan) is the source of this 4702-nucleotide messenger RNA. RefSeq names its product xenotropic and polytropic retrovirus receptor 1 (gene XPR1). The transcript is spliced from 15 exons. The record is from RefSeq and is a predicted model, not a curated record. The coding region runs from base 67 to 2145 and encodes 692 amino acids. Gene Ontology annotation, molecular function: inositol hexakisphosphate binding. Gene Ontology annotation, biological process: cellular response to phosphate starvation; phosphate ion transport. NCBI's taxonomy places the organism in Eukaryota, Metazoa, Chordata, Aves, Galliformes, Phasianidae. Gene Ontology annotation, cellular component: plasma membrane; Golgi apparatus; cytoplasm.
CCGCCCCGCAGUACCGGCGGCGGCCCGUUAGCAGGCAGGCGCCGCUAGGAGCGGCUCGGCGGCAGGAUGAAGUUCGCCGAGCACCUCGCGGCGCACAUCACCCCCGAAUGGCGGAAGCAGUACAUCCAGUACGAGGCUUUGAAAGAGAUGCUGUAUGCAGCCGUGGACCAGGCCCCUUCUAUAGAAGACACAGAUGAAGACACGGUAAAAAGAUGUUUUGCCACGUUUGAAGAGAAGUUCUUCCAAACCUGUGAGAAAGAACUUGCCAAAAUCAACAUUUUCUAUUCAGAAAAGCUUGCAGAAGCUCAGCGCAGAUUCACUACUCUUCGGACGGAGUUACAGUCAACGUUGGAUGCACAGAAAGAAGCCAGUGGGGCUUCCACGCUGCCACGGCGCAGAAAGCCAGUCUUCCACCUGUCCCACGAGGAGCGUGUCCAGCAUAGGAAUAUCAAAGACCUGAAAUUGGCCUUCAGUGAGCUCUACCUCAGCCUCAUCUUACUGCAGAACUAUCAGAACCUGAACUUCACUGGCUUCCGCAAGAUCUUGAAGAAGCAUGACAAGAACCUGGAGACAACACGAGGGGCAGAGUGGCGCGUGGCUGAGGUGGAGGUGGCACCCUUCUACACCUGCAAGAAGAUCAACCAGCUCAUCUCUGAAACAGAGGAAGUGGUGACCAAUGAGUUAGAGGAUGGGGACAGACAGAAGGCUAUGAAACGUUUGCGUGUUCCACCUUUGGGAGCAGCUCAGCCUGUACCAGCCUGGACUACAUUCAGGGUUGGAUUUUUCUGUGGAUUGUUCGUUGCACUGAACGUGACUGUCAUACUUUCAGGUGUGGCUUUUAUAGAUGGACCAGAUGUGUGGCCACUGGUGAGAAUCUAUCGAGGUGGCUUUCUCCUGAUAGAAUUCCUCUUUCUCCUGGGUAUCAACACGUACGGCUGGAGACAGGCUGGUGUGAAUCAUGUCCUCAUCUUCGAGCUCAAUCCCCGCAGCAACCUGUCCCAUCAACAUCUCUUUGAGAUUGCUGGAUUUCUGGGGGUUUUGUGGUGCCUCAGCCUGCUGGCAUGUAUAUAUGGUAAAUUCAUCUACAUCCCUAUGCAGGUGAAUCCGCUCAUCUUGUAUGGCUGCAUGUUGCUUUUUCUCAUCAACCCUACCAAAACCUUGUAUUACAAGUCCCGUUUUUGGCUGCUCAAACUAUUGUUUCGAGUGUUCACCGCUCCCUUCCACAAGGUGGGCUUCGCAGAUUUCUGGCUGGCUGAUCAGCUCAACAGCCUGGUUGUAAUACUCAUGGAUCUGGAAUACAUGAUUUGCUUCUACAGCUUCGAGGUUCAGUGGACGGACAGUGAUGGGCUUCUGGCAAAUACAGAUAAUCAGAUUUGUUACAGCUACUCCUACGGAGUCAGAGCAGUUGUCCAGUGCAUCCCUGCUUGGUUGCGAUUCAUCCAGUGCCUGCGCCGGUACCGCGAUAACAAACGGGCCUUUCAUCUGGUUAACGCUGGAAAAUAUUCCACCACCUUCUUUGUGGUGACAUUUGCAGCCCUCUACAGCACUCAUAAAGCUAAAAACCACAGCGACACCCAAGUGUUCUUCUACCUGUGGAUUAUCUUCUAUUUCAUCAGCUCUUGCUACACCCUCAUCUGGGACCUGAAGAUGGACUGGGGUCUCUUUGACAAAAAUGCUGGUGAAAAUACCUUUCUUCGAGAAGGAAUUGUCUACCCACAGAAAGCAUACUACUAUUGUGCCAUUGUUGAGGACGUGAUCCUGCGCUUUGCCUGGACCAUCCAGAUCUCCCUCACUUCCAUGCAGAUCUUUCCACAUGCUGGGGAUAUCAUUUCUACUGUUUUUGCCCCACUUGAGGUUUUUAGGAGGUUUGUCUGGAACUUCUUCCGUCUGGAAAACGAGCACCUGAACAACUGUGGUGAGUUCCGUGCCGUCAGGGACAUCUCCGUGGCACCGCUCAACGCCGACGACCUGACGCUGUUGGAUCAGAUGAUGGACCAGGAGGACGGCGUGCGGAACCGCCGCAAGAACAAGCAGUGGAAGCGCAGCCAGAGCAUAUCCUUGCGCAGACCUCGCCUGGCUUCACAGUCCAAGUCUUCUGACACGAAGGUAUUGAUAGAGGACCUAGCAAAAGAAGUGAACACAUGAAGCAGCCACGAUCUCUUAUUCAGCAUCCUUUGUUUUCUCGUUCUGCUCCCCUCUUCCCCAAGUAACCCAAUCUCUGGUACAGUUCCAGCUGCAAACAGGAGAAAACACUGAACACAUUUUCCGAGCUCUUCCAGACCAGAUCCUAUGGACUCCAACAAGCUCACUGUGUUUUGUUUCUUUUCUUCUGCGUUAAUUUUGAUGUCCUAUUUUAACAAACAAACAAACACAAAAUAAAACAUUUUACUUUCUUUUGCCAAUAAAGAGGACAGUUCAGGAAAGAAGGAUUGUUUACAGUCUCAACAAGGACAUACACACCUGUCUGGAUAAAGAAGCAUCAUAGGGACUCCCAUUUGGGACAGUGCCGAGAACACCCUCGGUUUCUGCUUGGCCCGGUUUUGACUGGUUGAAACCGGACUUAAGUUUUUAAAUCUGAUUAUUUUUGGUUUUAUUUUAUUUUUUUUCUUCAUAUCCAGCGCUGAGGCACUGGCUGCACUUGCAGGGAAAGUGCACUUAGAGCAGUACCUUCAUUCAUGAAGCUACUUUUUAAUUUGAUGUAACUUUUCUUAUCAUAUAUAUUUCUUUUUUUGGGAAAUGUGAUGUAUGUGUUACGUAUAGUUCUCACAUAAUUUAUGGAACCUAACAACCAUCUGAGAGUGCUUUUGAGUCCUGUGCAAUGAAGGUUGUACCGGUGACGCGGACCCAGGAAUGUGGAUGGAGAUGUGCAGGGUCGUGGGGUUGUGCACCUGUUUCCCUUUGAUUGCUUGCUUUCUUUUCAGCUUUAGUUGAAACCAAAGCUUCUCUUCCUGACUUUGGGUUGCUGCUCCCACUCCAGGCACUGCUGUGGUGGCAGCUGAAGGCUGGCUUGCUGUGUGACAGCAGCACACACCGUCACACCGCCCGCUGUAAGGGAGGGCUGGGUCCUGCUCCAGUGUGAGCAGCUCGAGGCAGAGCCUUCCAGCAUCACGGUCCGGAUCUCACGCUGGAUUUCAAAGCCUUAAUCACCUUUAGCUGAGCCCUGUGGGUAGGAGCAGCAGUGCGCCUUGCUCUCUCCUCCUGCAGCAGAGGCAGCACACGACAGGUCCUGCCGGAGGUGUGUUGGGCUGCCAGCAGGAGGUGGGCUCUGCUCAUUGCAUCCUUGCCCUGCUGUCUGUUGGCUCCCGUCUGGUUUCAGCGAUGGGAUUGCAGGAAUCCCUGCUCUCACAUCCUGGGUUCUGUUCUUUUGCCCUGGGCUGGUAGCACGGCUUCUCCCCUGACUGCUGCCUUGCAUUUGCUCUGAUUUUACCCGCUGUGCUUUUCGCCCGGAGGAUCUGAGGAAGGAAACUCAGUUCUCUUCUUUUCAUUUGGAAUAGGUUAAAACAAAGUGGUGGUGGACCUGUGCCAGAACAAGGUUGGUGCUGCAGGUUGGGAACUGCAGGCUGCAAGCAGUCAAUUUCUUGCUGUGUAGUUUCUCAAAGCCUUAUGGAAAGCCUUUCUCCUUCCUGGCUCCUUCCCUUUAUUUUUGUUUCUGCCUUUGCUGCCAGAAGAAAUAAGCAAAAAGGGGAGGCGGUGUGCUGCAGCUGGCAACAAUUAUCUCCCAGAAUAAAGCACCAUUCCCUUUGGCAGGGAGCUCCCAACCUGCCGGCGGCCUCAGAGAAAUCAGGAAGGCACAUUCCUCCCAAACCAGCCCUGUGGAACCUGCAGCCAUCGCAGCAGCAUGCAUUGGGAUGGAGGUUGGCAAUGGGCUGGGCGAACUGAUGUCUGCAGGGGCCUUCAGCUGCGGUGGGUGCCCACAUGAUGUGGCACCGUGCACACAGGUGCAGUGAGCUGCUGCCUUCAGCCUCCCUUUAACUUCAGUUCUUAUUCCAGAAGGUGAUUCCGGGUUGUUUUGUCUCCUUGGUAAAGAGGGUUUGGGGCUCCUAGGGGAAGAGCGGAUGAUCCUUGCGGCAACCGUGCCGCCCACAGCUGGCCUCACUGCUGCUGGAGGGUUAGCCUGGCCCUGGGAACACCACUGGAGAAAGGCAGGUCUGUGGGAGGAGGAGAGGAGAGGGCUGCUGGCACCCUUUGGUGUCCAACCAUGGCCUGAUCCUCUCGGCAUCGGGGCUGCAGAACGCCCCAGCCCCUCCCCAUCCCUGCCGCGUUGGUCUCAUGGUUCUGCCGCCCCGACCUGUAGAUAUCCAAAGUAAUUAUGGAGUGUGAUUAGUCCUCUGUGGGUGCUUGCUUUCUUCCUUUCUCUUUUGCUAUCCCCUUCUCCACUCUUCUCUCUGGCUAAGUGGAAAAGGUGAGGACAAAGACUUGCCGCUUGCUUGGACUCAUGGUGUACUGUGACUGCGCUGUUAGCUGUCUCCUCUUUCCUUCCCAAAUGGAUAUCAUUUCUGAAGUGUGGAAUAACCCUUCUUGAUAAGUAGGUUUUAAAAAAGAAAAAGAAAAAAAAAAAAAUGCACAAUGUGAUACUGUUUCCUAGUUCCUAGGUGGUUGUAUAAAAGCAAAGUUACUGUGAUUGUGUUUUUAAGAGGAAAAAGUGAUUGGUUACUCAAUCUGUCCUUUUUUUCAUUAUUACAAGCUCUUUGUUUUCCAAUGA